GUCGUGAAGAAUGGAGGGGCCCAACGUUGUACCCACCGUGGUUGAUCUCGCAAAGCGGUCCAGUUAUAGCCUGCGAUCUCAUCAGUCUAAUACAUCCCGGAACCGUGCGGAUGAAGAUGUCGCGUCUAAUCGAAGCGAAGCCAGUACGAGGGUGGAGGCAGCUGAAGCUGUUGGCGAAGAGAAUGAGCCGGUGAUUGACCCAGAGUUCAAGUUACCGAAGCUUAGAUCACUAUCAAUAAUCAUAUUAACCAAUGUGAUGUUGCAGCUGUCAUUCUUCAUCAUAGUCUCGUCCUCUAGCGAGUACGCCGCAUACCUGGGUGGUACAUCGACGUUCUCCGGUUUGGUUAUCGGUAUCCCUACCGUGUUCUCGGGUCUUGCCCUCCUUCCGAUGAUGAAAUGGGAUCAAGGUGUAUACCACCGUCCAUUACACUUAGCCUGUGCCGCCAGCGUACUCGGCAAUAUGCUGUACGGCCUCGCGUAUAGGGCCCACUUCCUGUAUCUGAUCCUGAUAUCCCGCAUCGUGCUCGGAGUAUCGUUCACCUUCUGGAUGUACUGCAAGCGUUACUGCUCCGACCCGCGGAUCGUGGGCAUCCGUCGGCGAACCGCGCUAGCCGGAUGGCUCGUCGUGGGGCAAGGCGCGGGAUUCAGCGUCGGCCCCUUCAUCGGCGGUUUGCUCUACAGAGUAGGGUUCCAGAAUGGGGUCUUCAACGGGUACACUAGCCCGGGGUGGAUCAUGGCAGGUGCUUGGCUUGCCUUUUGGGUUGCCGUGGCUGUCUUCUUUGAAGAUGUACCCGUCACCCCGCCUCCGGAACAGGUCGAAUUGACGAAUAUGUCAAGCUCUAGUCCUCAUACGCAGCAGCAAGCUGCAGACGAGCACCGCAUGACUCUCCAGCGCUGGGGCGUCGUGGUGUGCAUGUGCUGGUACGCCAUGACAUGCUUCUUCAUCCUCGGCGCCUGGGAAGCAAACAUCCCCGUCUACACUGCCCAGGCCUUCUCCUACUCGCCCUUUUCCGCAGGCAACCUCAUCGCACUCGGCGGGAUCACCACCUUCCCGUUCCUCCUCGCGAACCUGUUCGUUGCGCGACGCGUGCAGGACCGGCAUACGCUUGCGGUGGGCUCAGCCAUCGGCCUAGCUGGUUUGCUGGUCAUGAUCGCCCUCCUUAAGACGAAUACCGUGCAGUUCGGCACCGUAUAUUUCUGCUGGUUCCUUGUCGCGCUCGGGUUCAAUAUUGCUAGCACGUGCACUCUCAGUCUCCUAUCCAAGCAGCUUCCCGGGGAGUGGAAUAGUCGUAUCAGUCUCGCAAUCCAAUACAGUAAUUAUACAGGACGGGUUACAGGGGCUGUGUGGGGUGGAGCUGGCGUGAAGGUGGGUAUGCUUAACUACUUAGGCUUGCAGAUCGCUGUGGUCGGGAUUGGCGGCGUCAUGUUCAUGACCCUAUGGAGGGAUCUGAAGGCGAAGACGGGAUGAAAGAUCGUAAGGGAAUUGCGUCGUAUUGCUGAUCUCUGUCGCGGUUUUCUAGAAUAAAUAUAUGCAUCCUGGAUAGCGCACAGAAGCCCUAUCAUUCAAGUGUCAGUGUGAAGAUCAACAGAAGGCAACACUUAGUGGCUUACCUUGCAUUGGAGUCCUUGGUCGCGACUCCGCCUCCGUAUUCUUCGC
This is a messenger RNA of Gloeophyllum trabeum ATCC 11539, 1657 nucleotides long. Its product is annotated as MFS general substrate transporter. Gene Ontology annotation, biological process: transmembrane transport. The coding region runs from base 11 to 1468 and encodes 485 amino acids. Gene Ontology annotation, molecular function: transmembrane transporter activity. The record is from RefSeq and is a predicted model, not a curated record. Gene Ontology annotation, cellular component: membrane. Lineage: Eukaryota; Fungi; Basidiomycota; Agaricomycetes; Gloeophyllales; Gloeophyllaceae. The transcript has 3 exons.